Messenger RNA from Doryrhamphus excisus (bluestripe pipefish), 2736 nucleotides. RefSeq names its product ralA binding protein 1 (gene ralbp1). The record is from RefSeq and is a predicted model, not a curated record. Gene Ontology annotation, biological process: small GTPase-mediated signal transduction; endocytosis; positive regulation of GTPase activity. Lineage: Eukaryota; Metazoa; Chordata; Actinopteri; Syngnathiformes; Syngnathidae. Gene Ontology annotation, cellular component: membrane. Gene Ontology annotation, molecular function: GTPase activator activity; small GTPase binding.
UAUUCACGAUGUUUACAGUCGACGAAUGACAGCAUAACCUAGAAAAUGUCAUUUUAGACCAGCUCUGCUUUCGUUCGAGGAGCGACUGUGAUGCUAACGCUUGUGUAGCUUAGCAGUUAGCCGCUCGUCAGUUAGCUAAGGGAUCGUUAGCAUACUUCCUCCCAUUCAGUGCUCACUUUGCUCUUAUUAGCCGUUUUAGUCGGAAUAUCUUGCUGAAAUUGCAGUGAUUUGGCGGCUAGGCUAUAUAAGUCGUUGUUAGGUGACACCGUACAGACGUCGGUGAAAUAGUACAAGACGAGAGAAGGAUUAGCGUCAAAAUGUGUGAUGGCGUGAUCAGUCCAGGUCCGGUCCUGCCCCCAUCAUGACCGAGUGCUUCCUGCCCCCCAGCAGCAGCCCCGCCGAGCAGCGGCGUGCCGAGCACCCGGGCGGCGUGGCCCGCACCCCCAGCUCGGAGGAGAUCAGCCCCACCAAGUUCCCGGGCUUGUAUCGCACCGGCGACCCGUCCCCGCCGCACGAUGGCCUCCAUCAUGAGGUGCCGGACGCCUACGUCUCAGACGACGACAAGGAGCACGGCAAGAAGAAGAACAAGUUCAAGAAGAAGGAGAAGCGCACGGAGGGAUACGCCGCCUUCCAGGAGGACAGCUCGGCGGACGAGGCGGAGAGCCCCUCCAAGAUGAAGCGCUCCAAGGGCAUCCACGUGUUCAAGAAGCCCAGCUUCUCCAAGAAGAAGGAGAAGGACUUCAAGGUGAAGGAGAAGGGCCCUAAGGAGGCCAAGGAUAAGAAGUCCAAGGACCUCACAGCCGCUGACGUGGUCAAGCAGUGGAAGGAGAAGAAGAAGAAGAAGAAGCCUGUCGCCGAGGCUGAGCCCGUGCCUGUAGAAGCCCCCGCUUUCAGGCCCAUCUUUGGUGCCCCCCUGGCCGAAGCAGUGAAGCGGACCGCCCUGUACGACGGCAUCCAGCUGCCGGCCAUCUUCAGAGAGUGCGUGGACUACAUCGAGAACUACGGCAUGAAGUGUGAGGGCAUCUACAGGGUCUCAGGCAUGAAGUCCAAGGUGGAUGAGCUGAAGGCGGCGUACGACCGCGAGGAGUGUCCCUGCCUGGAGGAGUACGACCCCCACACGGUGGCCAGCCUCCUCAAGCAGUACCUGCGCGAGCUUCCCGAGAACCUGCUGGGCCGCGACUUGGCCCAGCGCUUCGAGGACGCCUGUGGGCGCCAGGCGGAGUCUGACAAGGUGGCGGAGUUCCAGAGGCUCAUGGCCGAGGUGGCGCACGAGAGCCGGCUCCUCUUGGGCUGGCUUGUCACGCACAUGGACCACGUCAUCGCCCGGGAGGCUGACACCAAGAUGAACAUCCAGAACAUCUCCAUCGUCCUCAACCCCACCAUACAGAUUGGAAACAGGGUUCUCUACAUGUUCUUCACCCAUGUGAAGGACCUGUUUGGGGACGUGGUCCUGAGGCAGGUGGUGAGGCCCCUCCGCUGGUCCAACAUGGCCACCAUGCCGGCCCUGCCCGAGGCCCAGGACAGCAUCAAAGAGGAGAUCAGGAGACAGGAGUUCCUGCUAAACUGCCUGCACAGGGACCUUCAGGCGGGAGUGAAGGACCUGUCCAAAGAGGAGCGUCUCUGGGAGGUUCAGAGAAUCCUCACCGCUCUCAAACGCAAGCUGAGGGAGGCCAAGCGCCAAGAGUGUGAAAGUAAGAUAGCGCAGGAGAUCGCCAGCCUCUCCAAGGAGGACGUUUCCAAAGAGGAAAUGACGGAGAAUGAGGAGGAAGUGGUCAACCUUCUUCUGGCGCAGGAAAACGAGAUCCUGACGGAGCAGGAGGAGUUGAUCUCCCUGGAGCAAGUCUUACGACGACAGAUUGCCACUGAGAAGGAGGAGAUCGAGCGUCUGCGGGCGGAGAUCGCAGACAUCCAGAGUCGGCAGCAGGGUCGCAGUGAGACAGAGGAGUAUUCAUCUGAGAGUGAGAGCGAGAGCGAGGAUGAGGAGGAGCUGCAGCUCAUCCUAGAAGAUCUGCAGAAACAGAAUGAAGAACUGGAGAACAAAAAUACCCACCUGAACCAGGCCAUUCACGAGGAGCAGGAGGCCAUCUUGGAACUGCGCGUCCAGCUGCGCCUCCUGCAGAGCCACAAGCUGCAGCAGGAGCUUGCCGUCCAGCCGCCGGCUGAGCAGCAGGCCCCGCCGCCCGCCCAGCCCAGCCCGGAGGCCAAAGGCGGCGACGAGCUGCAGGCCAAGCGUCCUGGCAACACCGCGCCGGCUGCCAACACCAGCACCGUCACCGACGGCUCCGCGCCGCCCUCCGCCAAGGUGGCCAAGGACGCUCCCAAGCCGUCGCCCAGCAAAGACCGGCGAGACGCCAACGUGUGAGGCGUCAUUGCCUGGAAGAAGAUGGGCGAUAAAAAGCUAAACACAAUCAUGUUCCCAUUGACACGGUGCCAAAAUGAGCCACCAUGACAACGCCAAGACAUGCCAAGGAUACGUGAGAGUCCAGUAGAUACGAACAUACACACCUUCAUCACACCUUCGUCAUCACUGGCUAACGCUGCUCUGCACUCCAUCACAUGACUUCAUAUCACAGCGUAUGAUGAUUGCUGCCAUGUGCUUUUUUCAUCUCUCGUCUGAUUGGCUUGUUUGCUAGGUUAUGUUUGCUGGUCAUGCUGUGGUUUCAUCUGGACUCCUAAUGCAACAUAUUCAUCAACAUGACUGUUGUUUGGGCCGUGAGGAAUAAAGAGUCCACUUGA